UCAGUGGACAGAGUUAACCGGAGAGGAAAAAGGGAACACGAAACCACCGUGGCUGCAAUGGCGUCGCCCGCUCCCGCGAAGCCCGUCGCUCUCCGGCGGCCGCCGGUCCCAAUCCGCGGCGGGUUCUGCCCGGCGCGUCCGUCCAUGGCUGCGGCGGCAGGCCGGUUCAGAGUCUCGGCCUCCGCUUCCGCGUCGGACGUGCCCGACUUCCUCUCCUCCGACUGGCUUGAAACACGCAAGAAGAAGCCUUUUGGCCCCAGGUUGAAUUAUAAUGCAGAAGAAGCAGUGGAAUACCAACUUGAGGCCUUGAAAUACAAUGACAAACCCCGCCCGGAUUAUGGGGUAGAGGUCAUGUACCGGUUUGCAGGCUUUGAUCCAUUUGAAAGGUCAACUUAUUUUGGACGACAGUUUGAUCUUGGGCAGUUCGAACGUUUCCGGCGGAUAUUUCACCAUUCGACUUACAGAGUGCUGCUUGGCCACAAAGAAAGAGAGAUAUUAAGCAGACUAUGGGUCGAAGAGAACCAGUUUAAGCAGAGAGUCUGGGUCCGAGGAGCUCGCCCGGAGGAAGAGGAAAUAUUCCAGUUUACAAUGGUUCAGAGAGUUGGUGGCUCAUGGGAUGGUUACUGGCUAACCGAGAGCUUGACCAACAACGACGGGGACGCAUUCUCAGGCGGGGUUGCUUAUUGACAGGUGGACAAAACACCCGGAUUCUGGAUAUCUUGGAAAGGUUGCUGAGCCGAACGCACGGGCUCUGUCGGAAGGAACCAAGGUUCAUCACCAAACCUCACCAGACACCAGCAACUCGCCUCAGCCUUUUCCACUCUUAUAUCAUUCUGAGUUUCUGAGUUUGACCAAUCAGAAGCACGUCUCAUCGCCGAUUUGCGCGAGCGCCUGACUUGCGAGUUCGUCCUCGAUAAUUCCUCCUUCGCUCUUGGUGACCGGUCAGUUCGCCUGUGCCGGUUGAGGUUGUCCGUUGUCUGGUUCCUUUCCGGUCAGCCUGUGUCGCGGCGAGACCUGCUGGUACUAAAAAACACAAGGAGGACAUGGACCGCAAGGCUACCAGUCUGACAUGCUACUCACCUGAAGGCUGAGAGGGCAGCAGGACGAAGCUUGCAGAUGGUGCAGAUGAUCGUCGCCGUCUGCCGUCGAUGCCGAUGCCACAUAUGGAGUAGCACAUAAUGAAACGAAUCUCCGGUAGGUUUGGCUGGCGUGCUCCCAUUCUGCAGAGGUUUCGUCGUGCCAACCAUGCCGUCAAAUGCAUAGAAAACAGUCGUUGUCAAGACAAACAACAAGUGUAUACUCCCUUUGUAUGUAAAUAUGAGACCUUUUGGGGA
This is a messenger RNA of Triticum aestivum (bread wheat), 1334 nucleotides long. RefSeq lists its product as uncharacterized. Bases 58 to 687 code for a protein of 209 amino acids. The transcript is spliced from 8 exons. NCBI's taxonomy places the organism in Eukaryota, Viridiplantae, Streptophyta, Magnoliopsida, Poales, Poaceae. The record is from RefSeq and is a predicted model, not a curated record.